Colletotrichum higginsianum IMI 349063 is the source of this 999-nucleotide messenger RNA. RefSeq lists its product as uncharacterized. The record is from RefSeq and is a predicted model, not a curated record. Bases 1 to 999 code for a protein of 332 amino acids. Lineage: Eukaryota; Fungi; Ascomycota; Sordariomycetes; Glomerellales; Glomerellaceae. The transcript is spliced from 4 exons.
AUGGAGGUUAAAUACAAUCGUCGCGUCUCCCAGAUGCUCUGGCUAGCGGCUGCAGCCACGCUUAUUGUGGCAUUUCUGCGAUUUUCACAGCCCAGCGGUCAAGUGAGCAACUGGGCAAGCUCGAAGGUCGGCAGUUUCGCCAACAGGUACAGUGACCGAGAGUCCCUGGCGAAUUUCAUGGCUCGCUCCGAGAGAAUAUGGGCCAAGACGGUGAAGCAGCGUCAUGAAAUGAUUGCUGCGGACUUCGGCGAUGUUUCCAAGCUGCCUCUGUUCCCUGCAACCGACGUCCCCUCAUACUUCGCCAGUCCGUACUCCAUUUGGGACUUCGCUCCAGCAGCUUACAACUGUCCUUGGGAUGUAGAGCGCAUUGGCCGCAUGGGAGACGGUGGCAAAUGGGUAUGCGGCAUGUCACGAUACGAGAAUUACCCUAAGGAUCGGGAGUGUAUCAUCUACUCCUUUGGGGUUCGUGAUGAGUCUAGUUUUGAACAGGAGAUGCUUAGCCGUACGAACUGCGUAGUUUGGGCCUACGACUUCUCCGUCGUUGACUUUGGGGAGCAGCUGGAGCCCAGCAAUCGUGAUCGAGCCCAUUUCAAGCAGGUUGGCAUUGCUGGCAAGACGGAUGAGAGCAAGUCACCUCCCUUUUACAGCAUUGCCGACUUGAUGAAGAUGAACGGCCAUACCUACAUCGACAUUCUCAAGAUGGACAUUGAGCUAGCAGAGUUCGAAGCCAUGGACGGCCUGCACCAAGACUUCUCUGCUUCCGGCGAGGAGCUGCCCAUUGGUCAGCUAAUGGUCGAAAUCCACUUAUUCAGCGGUGUGACAUCGAAGACUGUCCUCGACUGGUGGGAGCGCCUCGAAUCACGUGGACUGCGUGCUACGUGGACAGAGCCCAAUCUGCUUGCUGUGACCUUGGGCGCGUCCAACAAAGACCCAAUAAUGGCGGAAUACACCAUGAUCAACGUUAAAGACAGUAAGAACAUACUGUUUCACAACCACUGA